Macrobrachium nipponense is the source of this 6225-nucleotide messenger RNA. RefSeq names its product sister chromatid cohesion protein PDS5 homolog B-B-like (gene pds5). The record is from RefSeq and is a predicted model, not a curated record. Gene Ontology annotation, cellular component: chromatin; nucleus. Gene Ontology annotation, biological process: mitotic sister chromatid cohesion; DNA repair. Bases 192 to 4037 code for a protein of 1281 amino acids. Lineage: Eukaryota; Metazoa; Arthropoda; Malacostraca; Decapoda; Palaemonidae. The transcript is spliced from 24 exons.
CAUCUGUUGACGUCCCGUCGAACUAAGAAGAAAGGAGCGGUGUUGGGGCACGUUUUCGCGCCAUAUUACCUUUGGAUAGUGAUAUUUUAGAUGAAUUCGGACCCCGCCCCGCGUCAUUUUGAUAUGUGAUCUUACGUCGCAGCAAACACAAAGGACAGACGCUACAAUUUUCACGGAAAAGGGGGUGGAGGAUGGGACGAGGGGACAACCUAACAAUCCUGUAUCCUCCGGGAUGCAGGGAAGUGACAGAAGAUAUUGGUCCUGAUGAGAUGAUUAGGAGGUUGAAGACACUGGCCCACACUUUGCAGUCUAUGGGCCAGGACGAUGGAGCUUAUCAGGAAUAUGUUCCCUUGGCAAUGCACAUCGCUGAUGAUUUUUUUCUCUCCUACCCAAGUCGAGAUGUACAGUUACUUAUAGCAUGUUGCAUUGCUGAUGUCCUUAGAGUUUAUGCACCUGAAGCCCCUUAUAAAGAUCCUGGCCAGGUCAAGACUAUCUUCAUGUUCCUCAUCAAGCAGUUGGGUGGGCUGAAAGACCCAAAGGACCCAGCCUUCAAGCGUUAUUUCUACCUCCUAGAGAACCUGGCUUACGUGAAGUCUUUCAACAUGUGUUUUGAGUUAGAGGAUUGUCAGGAGAUCUUUUGUAAACUUUUCAAGCUUAUGUUCAACAUUGUCAAUGAUGAGCACAGUGGCAAAGUAAAGUCAUUCAUGUUAGAUGUGCUGUGUCCAUUGAUCAACGAAAGUGAUGUUGUAUCCAAUGAUCUACUGGACAUCAUUCUUAGCAAUGUUUUGGAGCCUGCUAAAUCACAACGCAAAAAUGCUUACUAUUUGGCCAAAGAACUGGUUGUUAAGUGCUCAGACACACUGGAACCUUACAUCCAAGGGUUCUUCAACCACGUGUUAAUAUUGGGACGAGAAGAAAAAACACUUACCAUAUCACAAAAAGUAUAUGAUCUCAUUUAUGAAUUGAAUCACAUAUGUCCUUCUGUUCUUCUAGCAGUCUUACCUCAGCUUGAAUUCAAGCUCAAAAGCUCAGAUGAAGAAGAGAGAUAUGGGUCAGUUUCCCUUCUGGCCCGUAUGUUUUCUGAAAAGGAUUCCACAUUAGCUCUGAAUCACAAGCAGUUAUGGACUGCCUUUUUGGGCAGAUUUAAUGAUAUUAGUAUCAAGAUUCGAACCAAGUGUGUUCAGUAUUCUAUGCAUUUCUUGUUGAAUCAUCCUCUCCUACGAAAAGACAUAACAGACACACUCAAGUUGCGGCAACAUGACUCUGAAGAAAGUGUAAGAUAUGAGGUGGUGAUGGCCAUUGUUACAACUGCAAAAAAGGACUUCAGUAUAGUGUCUGACAGUGAAGAUCUUUUGAACUUCGUAAAGGAGCGAACGCUUGAUAAAAAGUUCAAAAUUAGGAAAGAAGCUAUGUGUGGGCUGGCUAUGAUUUACAAAAAACACUUGAAUAGUCCAGACGUUCCACCUGCUACUCGACAUGCUGUCACCUGGAUCAAGGACAAGAUACUUCAUGGGUACUAUAUGACCAGUAUAGAUGACAGAUUGCUAGUUGAACGGCUUCUAAAUACGUGUUUGGUUCCAUACCAACUUCCACCUGAAGACAGAAUGAAAAAGUUGUUUUAUUUAUAUGCAACCAUAGAUGAUAAUGCCUCCAAGGCUUUCAUUGAACUUCAAAAACACCAGCUAGUUGUAAGGAAAAAUGUUGCAGAACUUAUUGAGCUGCAUCGAAAACCUCAAGAUGAAGAGAGAGAUAGGGAGAUAUCAUGUCGGCUCGGCCAUCUUACCAAGUUCCUACCUGAUCCUCUAAAGGUGCAAGAAUUUUUGAGGAAAUUUUCACAGCAUCUUAGUAGUGACCCUCAACUAUUAUCCUUAAUGGAAACGGUUGUGAGUCAUGAUGUUUCUUGCAGGGACAGUGUAGAUGCUGUGACACAAAUCCUGAAAAAAUUAGGUCAGCCUGUAAUGACUAAUCUGUACUAUAAUACAAUCAAAAUGUUGUUGGAGCGUGUAUCUAGUGUCAUGGUUGAUCAAACUGCUAUAGAAGCUCUUGUAGGGUUAGUGGAAGGUGCCCUACAUGAAGUCGAACCCAUCUUGGUUUCACUCAAUCUUCCCUCAGAUAUUGCAACAGAAAAAGGGUUGAAGCUUCUUUUUGUGCUAUCUUUUGUAUAUCCGGCACACUUUUUGCACAUAGAUGUCUUGAAAAGAUUGAUCAACUUACUCAAUGUGCCAAAUCCUGCCAUAUCCCCACCAGUUCUGUCCAUACUAACGUACAUAGGAAAAUAUAAACCAGUUGGUGAAGCUUAUCCGAGUCUAGCAACGGUUCUAAUCCCCAAGUGUCAGAAGUUUGCUGAAUCUGGUCAGCCAAAACAAGCUAAACAUGCUGUUAGAUGUUUACACACGAACUGUGUUCAGGACCCGGAUGAAGUCUUUGAAAAAAUCUUAGAGAAAAUUAAGGAGCAGUUAACAUUUGAUUCUCCACAUUUUAGAACAUCGGUCGUUUCUUUAGGUCACAUUGCCUUCAACAUGCCUCAAAGAUUUGUAGUACCUAUCAAGAAUAUAGUCUCUAGAAAGAUUGUUAAAGAGUUGUUGAUGAGAAACCAGACACCUAGCCACACUCCUGGAUUUAACCAGGAUGAUGCAGAGGCCUGGUUAGAAGAGGAGGAAUUGACAGAAGAGACAGCAGUCAAAAUGGAAGGAAUAAAGAUGAUGGCAAGAUGGCUUCUAGGUCUCAAGACUGAUGAAAUAUCUGCACAAAAGACCUUCCGCAUGUUGAAUGCUUUCAUACUCCAUAAAGGAGAUCUUUUGGUCACGGGUAAAAUGCUAAAAGUUGAGAUGUCUCAUCUAAGAUUAGCUGCUGGAGCUGCCAUGUUGAAAAUAUGUGAGCAGAAGGGUGUUGGCGAUCAGUUUACUGCUGAGCAGUUUUAUAAUUUGUCACAUCUUAUGAACGAUGAAACUCCACAAGUCCGUGAAAGGUUUGCCAUGAAACUACACAAGGGUUUGGCUCGAGGAGUCCCCAACAAGUGCCUGCCAUUAGAUUUUAUGGGGUUCUAUGCAUUAGCGGGUUUAGAACCUGACCGUCAAAUGCGACUGGCUAUUAAGCAAUACAUGGUUGCUGAUAUAUGUAAAAGAAGGGAUUAUAUACGUUCUAUAACAAUGACCGGUGGAAGUGAAAAAGCAUCUGGACAGUUACCACAUAUUAUGCCAGAUUACAUGUUAGUCUUUGCAGUCCCUAUCUUAGUUCAUCAACCAGAAUUCACAGAUCCAAAUGAUGUAUCUCAGCUCACCAGAAUACGUACGUGCCUGUGGUUUAUUUUGGAACCACUGAUGACAAAGAAUGAUGCCUAUUGCUUUGGGUUCUACAAAGCCUUAAUUGAACAGAUGAAAAACCACAAGGAUGCUGUGAAGCCAGAAGAUGAAACUACUAACCAGAAACUGUGGGCUGUCUGUGAUUUAGCCAUGGGUUUAAUAUUGUCAAAGACGACCAGUUUUGAAAUGAAGGAGUUUCCAUCAGACCCUCGUAUACCUCCUAUGUACUUCAAGAAACAUGAAGAUCCCAACUUUGUUAAUGUUAAGUCAUAUUUGCCUACUGAGCUUCAAGUAACAGCCCCCAAAGGUUCUACCAAAGUCCUAACAGGUGUAACCAAGAAGUCUUCCAACACAGUGGUUAUGAUGAAGCCUUCUGCAACUGCUGGGAAAACAAGGAAUGACAGCAGAGUUCCGGAACCCACAACAGCAAACAUCAGCAUAGAUUUGCCUGUUAUGAGUGAAGUCAAGGAGGAUGACUCAACGAUGGAAGAAGAUACAAGCACCUUACCAAAUAGUAGGAAAAGAGGUCGAGGUGGUUUUAGCCUGGGCAAUGAUACUGAAGAUGAGGAUGAAGAUGAAGACAGCACCACCCUCAGCAGUGGCUUACCCACGACUGUCCCCACCUCGUCAUCUACAGGUCCUGCUUCCAAGAAAGGAAGAAUUGGACCAUCAAUUAAUGCUCCCACCAAUAGUAUAACUAGUUAUUUACAGAAAGAAACAAAUGGCAAAACGUGAGUGAGCCAAGUGAUAAGUUAAUUAAACUCAAUUGCCCGAGUGCUGAAGGUUGUAAUUAUGCCAUUGGAACAGUGGAGACUUUUUACCAAGGGUGCGCAAAGCCUUGACUGUGGCUUUGAGGGCAAGAGUAGUUUCCAUACCAAAGUUUAGCUCUAUAUCUGUACGAAGCCCAAGUGAAUGGAUGCAAGUGUUGGUCAGAGAACAUGCCCAAUAAGUGCUCCGCGAGGAUUAUUCUUUUCGUAGAUGGAUCAGAUAAGUAGCUAUUUUGUUUGAAGAAUGAGGAUCAGUUGAACUUUUAUUCGAUCCAUGUAUGUUGAACAUAGGAGUACAUAGCUACAUGGUUGAUAGCCUUGAAAUUUGAUGGAAAACAAAAUUCUGUAAAGUCAUUUUCAUUUUGCUUUGUACUCUCCACUCGUCAGUUUUUCUCACUUUGUAUGACUGAUGUAUGGUUUUGUGGAACCUGUAGGAUUUUGUUUUAUCAUCUCCAUUGUAAUGGAAUGGUAGACAUGAUUUUUAUGAGAGGAUAUGUAAGCUUUCUAGCACAUUGGAAAUUAAUUCUUGCUGUUCAAAUUACAGUGAGUUUGCAUGCAUACUUGCGUGUGUGUUUGUGUGCAUUUAAUACAGUUUACAUGUUGCAAUAGUCAUCACCGGAUACAUUAUUUAAUUUUACACAUCUAAUAUUUUGGGUUGGUAUAUCAGUAAGUUAAUUUGUUUUAGUAUUUUGAUGGCAAUUCUAUGGCAAGCAAUUGACAGUUCUUUGUUUGGAAGGAUUGAAAUGUAUUUUUAAAGAGUUAAAUUUAAAUUUACAAUUCUACAUGUUAAAUGAAACCAUGGUAACAGGUAACACAUUCCAUAAAUUAUGUGUAUUUUCACGUGUUGGUGCUGUUGUGCUUAAGCACGUGUGAAUGAUUUGUUUGUUGAAGGGUGGUCGUUGCGACAGUUUUAAAACAUUCCGCAUAGAGGGAACACUUGGAAAUCAAAAAGUUGAUGUAGAGUAGAUAAUUGUGUGCCAGCCUAAGGCAGGUCAGGCUUCAUCAUUUAUUUAUUUAGCACAUUAAUAGUAUCUAGCAGAUUGAUUUGUAUUCUUGACAUUGAUGCCAGUAUGUUAUGAGUGACAGUGACUAGGUAUUGCAAAUGAGACCCAUGUUCCUGUGGAUGUUGUGUGAAAUGUAUUGGUGAGAUUGUUCUGUGAUGUGAGUACAUGAAGUUUUGAAAUACAAAAAAGUACUUAUAUUUUUUCCUCUUUUUAAUUUCUUUUUUAUGGUGAAUGUUUGUCUUGAAAGUGUGUCAUCUGAGUUUGAUGAAACUGGUUUCUUCAUGUGUUCACAACUUCAUUGGUAAAUUCUGUCAUGUCUUCUUAAUAGAUACCUGUCAUUCCUCUUCCACUAAUUCUGUACCAUAGUUGUGUUAUAUUCAUAUCCCUUGAUAUGGCUUAAAGGUCCUCCUUCCAUAAUAUAUAUUUAUAUUUAUACACCCAUGCAUAUGUAAAUUCUGCACUCCAUUCAUUCCAUUUGUUAAUAGUUUUAUUAGAUCAAAGUUGUAUUUUCUGUGGAUGUUUAUUUUUUGUUUGUGUGUAUGUGUGCAUGCUUGCUUCAUGUUUCAUGUUUACAAAGAAUUAUUUGGUACAUAUUGUAAUUAAUUUUGUAGCCUCCUGCUGUAUGUUACAAUGGCUUCAUAUAGAUGUGGAGUGUUUAUGCCUGUUCAUUUUUGGUCCAAAGCACUUCUGAAAUGGUUGCCUGUGAAUUCCUCUUAUUACAUUGUACUUGAUUCCACAAAUUUACAGAAAGCCACCAUAUCUCAUCACUAGUAGUGAGUUUCAACUUCUCGUGUAAUAUACAAUUCUACAUUAUGUUGCACCAACACUCAUUUAGAAGUGAAACUGAUGGUUGAAAAUUAACAAGUUUAGUUAAGCUGCAGAUUUAGGUAUAUCUGGGCCAUUUCAUGCAGUUUCGAGAGGUUACAGUAAAUGUACCUCCUUCCUGAGAGAAUAAUGUAGUGGAUUUUUUUUAGAAAUGCCAUCAUAGUGACGUGAAAAAAUCUUUUGAUUUUAUAAACAAUUUCAAUCAAGGGGUCGAGUGAAAGGGCUUUCAUGGCUAUGUGAUUAAAAAGAAAGCAUAAUUCUGUGGGCAUGUGUUGUACAUAUGUCUUAAUAAUAGGAUACAAAGACAAGAAUAAAUUAUAAUUCCUA